UAGUUGGGUUGUGAGAGGUGGCAGUAUUGUGAUCAUCCAAAUAUGUCCUUCCCAGAAAACAGUGACAAACUUUAACUGCAAGCACCUCAGUCUGGAGCUUUGUUUGGCCAUGGCUUCUGUGGCAAACGCUCCCUUAAACCUUCUUAAACCUCUCAACCUUCCUCGUUACAAACCCGGCAUCGGCAGUGGUUUUGUAACGACGCCAUUACGUUCUACCAUUAAUGCACCAUUCCUCACAGCUCAGAGCUCAAAGCAAAGCUCUUCACCCAUCAUCUGCUUUGCUUCUGAGAAGCAAAAUUCCUCUACUGAUGCUAGUUCCACGGCCAGGAUUAGGAGUGAAGUUCUCACUCCCUUUCGCUCCGUUCGGAUGUUUUUCUAUCUUGCUUUCAUUGCAAGUGGUGGUUUAGGAACACUGAUAGCAACCACACAAUUGAUUGCAGCACUAACAAACCCAUCAAGAGCACUUGAUGCCCCUGAAAUUGCUAAGGGUCUCGGCAUAGACAUUUGCGCGGUGUCUCUCUUUGCAUUCUUGUAUUAUAGGGAGAACACUGCCAAGAAUGCGCAGAUUGCUAGGCUGUCAAGAGAGGAGAACCUUUCGAAUCUUAAGCUCCGGGUGGAUGAAAAGAGGGUCAUUCCUGUCAGCUCUUUGAGAGGGUUUGCUAGGCUUGUGAUAUGUGCUGGCCCUGCGUCGUUCAUCACUGAGUCGUUUAAGUUCAGCGAGCCUUUCACUGAAGGGCUUGUGGAAAGAGGAGUGUUGGUGGUGCCCUUUGCUACAGAUGGUAAUUCACCAAGUUUUGAGUUUGAUGAAAGUGAAGAGUCUAAGGAUUUUACUUCAAAGAGAAAGAGACUCUGGCAGCUGAAUCCAGUUAUUGUUAGUGAAUGGACCAAUUGGUUAGAUGAACAAAAGAAACUGGCUGGUGUCUCCUCUGACUCUCCUGUGUAUAUAUCUCUACGCCUGGACGGUCGUGUUCGUGGCAGUGGCAUAGGUUACCCGCCUUGGAAUGCUUUUGUUGCACAGUUACCGCCUGUUAAGGGAAUGUGGUCAGGUCUUCUGGAUGGUUUUGAUGGAAGAGUUUAAGCAAAACUUUUUUGUUUCUAUAGGUUAGUUUCUAGUUCUAGAUUACUUAAUAUCAAUUGUUAUACUAUGAAUUACAGUAGAUUUGUUCUUGAUUACAGUACAACAUCUUGUAAACUUUUUUUGCUUAUAAAUAAAAAGUUCUGUUUCCUUUCA
Messenger RNA from Rosa rugosa (rugosa rose), 1231 nucleotides. RefSeq names its product protein LOW PSII ACCUMULATION 1, chloroplastic. The record is from RefSeq and is a predicted model, not a curated record. Lineage: Eukaryota; Viridiplantae; Streptophyta; Magnoliopsida; Rosales; Rosaceae. The transcript is spliced from 4 exons. Bases 110 to 1078 code for a protein of 322 amino acids.